AUGGACACUUGCACGCACGCUGGCAUCAAUUUCGGAUCGUAUGACAACAUUCCUGUUGAGAUGACUGGUAAUAAAUCCCAGAGCAUAAAGCCUGUCGAGGAUUUUGAGAAUGAAAUUCACGAGUUGUUAAUGGUGAACAUCCGUCGUGUAAAAUACACGAAGCCUACGCCUAUACAGAAACAUUCCAUUCCCGUCAUUAAAGCUGGCCGUGAUUUGAUGGCAUGUGCGCAGACCGGUUCUGGCAAGACAGCUGCCUUUUUGCUUCCCAUCUGUACAGCUAUGUUGACUACAGGCCCACCCGAAAGCGGUAGUAUGCAAACGUCUUAUAAUUCGCGCCAGGCCCUGCCAGUGUGUCUGGUAUUGUCACCCACUCGUGAGUUGGCGAUGCAGACCUUCAGUGAAGCCCGCAAAUUUAUUUUUGCCACAGGUAUUCGUGCUGUAGUGUUGUAUGGAGGUGGUGAGCCUCGUCGCCAGUUAUGUGAGUUGGAGCGUGGCUGCGACAUUUGCGUAGCGACCCCUGGUCGUUUGACAGAUUUUAUUGAGCGCAACAGGAUAGGCCUCCACUGUGUGAAGUAUUUGGUGUUAGAUGAAGCCGAUCGCAUGCUUGAUAUGGGUUUCGCACCACAGAUUCGCAGUGUCGUUGAGAACAGCAACAUGCCUCAGGAGGGUCGUCAGACCGUGAUGUUUAGUGCCACAUUCCCGAAGGAGAUCCAGCAGUUGGCUCGUGACUUUUUACGUGACUAUCUUUACCUGGCCGUUGGUCGUGUAGGUUCAACUAACGAGUUUAUUCGCCAGCGUCUUUUGUACUCUGACCAUGAGCAGAAGCUUCAUUACUUGGUGAAGUUGCUGAAGGAGAACGCCAACGGUCUCGUUUUGGUUUUCGUGGAGACGAAGCGUCGUGCUGACAUGAUUGAAGCGUAUCUUUUGAAAGAGAAUUUCAUGGCGGUAAACAUCCACGGUGACCGUAGUCAGCAGGACCGUGAGGAAGCGCUUCGUUUGUUUAAAACUGGGGAGCGUCCUAUUUUGGUUGCCACCGACGUCGCAGCUCGUGGUUUGGACAUCAAUAACAUCACGCAUGUGAUCAACUGUGACCUUCCUGCUAAUAUCGAUGACUACGUGCACCGCAUUGGCCGUACCGGUCGUGCUGGUAACGUAGGCAUUGCGACGUCGCUGGUUAGUGACAAGGACCGUAGUAUUUUGAAAGACCUUCUUGCUCUUCUGGUUGAGGCCAACCAGGAGGUCCCUCAAUGGUUUGAGAAGCUGGUGGCAUCCCACAACUUUUCUGGUUCCGGCGGUCGCGACUUUGGUAAGCGUACAUCAGGCGGCGGUAAAUUUGGCCGUACAUUUGCUUCACGUGAUGUGAGGGGUCAUUCUGAGUCUGUUACGUACAACCAGGGUAACAAGGGUCGUGGUUCUCACGGCUUUUCUCAGCAGUCCAAGAACUCUGGAUAUCAAGAUUUUGAAGAUGACUGGUGGUAA
Molecule: messenger RNA, 1479 nt
Organism: Babesia sp. Xinjiang
Lineage: Eukaryota; Apicomplexa; Aconoidasida; Piroplasmida; Babesiidae
Product: ATP-dependent RNA helicase DDX3Y
Exons: 1
Coding region: 1-1479 (492 amino acids)
Cellular component (GO): nucleus
Molecular function (GO): RNA helicase activity; RNA binding; ATP binding
Source: RefSeq, a predicted model, not a curated record